GGACAUUAUUAGAAAAUAAAAUUGUUUCGCAUCCAUAAUAGAUGUUUAUAUAAUUUGAUUUGAUUCAGGCGAUGCUGAAGUUGCCGUUUGGGUCUUUGAAGUUGCACGAGGCCGCCACCAGCUUGCGGUCUUGUUUUUAACUUUACAGUCGGACUUUUUAAACAACUGCAUUUUCACCAUGGAUUCGGCAACUAAUGAAGCGGCGGAGAAGCAGGAUGACGGUGACGCUUUUAUAAAAGUCAAGUCUAAAAAGAGCCGUAAGAGGAAAGCGGAGCAAUCUGAUAUGGACACUGAAGGGUCUGUCGCGAGGAAGAGGCCGCAGUUUCCUCCUAUUUGUCUUGACAAACUAAAGGGGGCGGAUCAGAUGCGGAAAGUGGCCGUCCCCGCACACCGUUACACGCCGCUGAAGGAGAACUGGCUGAAGAUCUACACCCCAAUUGUGGAGAACCUGCAGCUGCAAAUCAGAUUCAACCUCAAGACGCGGAAUGUGGAGAUUAAAACUUGCAAAGAGACACAAGACAUCGCGUCACUCACGAAGGCAGCAGAUUUCGUGAAAGCCUUCAUUUUGGGCUUCCAGGUUGAAGACGCGCUGGCCCUGAUCAGACUGGACGAGCUCUUUCUCGAAAGCUUUGACAUCACAGACGUGAAGCAGCUGAAGGGCGACCACUUGUCCAGAGCCGUCGGCAGGAUCGCGGGCAAAGGAGGAAAAACCAAAUUCACCAUCGAAAACGUCACCAAGACUCGCAUCGUGCUGGCCGAAACCAAAGUGCACAUUUUGGGCUCCUUUCAAAACAUUCGGAUGGCCAGGACGGCCAUUUGCAACCUCAUUUUAGGAAGUCCACCUUCCAAAGUGUACGGAAACAUCCGAGCGGUCGCCGGCAGAGCUGCGGAAAGAUUCUGAAGUGGCCCGCCGGUUUGGUCCCGUCGGGCUGGCGGGAUGACGCGUGUGUGUGUGAUGAAUUUCUGCCGGAUGUUUGUGUAUUUAUAAAAAGAAAGCUAUCGAGAGAAA
Messenger RNA from Syngnathoides biaculeatus (alligator pipefish), 1009 nucleotides. It is a transcript of the gene pno1, whose product is annotated as partner of NOB1 homolog. Lineage: Eukaryota; Metazoa; Chordata; Actinopteri; Syngnathiformes; Syngnathidae. The coding region runs from base 179 to 901 and encodes 240 amino acids. The transcript is spliced from 7 exons. Gene Ontology annotation, molecular function: RNA binding. The record is from RefSeq and is a predicted model, not a curated record. Gene Ontology annotation, cellular component: nucleolus.